AAGUGGUUUGAGGGCGCGUGCGCCCUGUUUCCGCGGUAAUUGGGCAGUUUCAGUUACUGGUUUGAAGAGACCCCCCCCCCCCUCCGCCCCAGUGCUUGGGGUUCCUGCCCCACCGUCUCGCCCUUUUUUCUUCCUCGCCAGAGCAAGUGUGCGGGCUUCGCCUUCCUUCCUGCUAACCGCCGCCGCCGUCCCGCCGCGGCGCGACCCUCAGAGCUAAAAUGAGUCUGUUUGGAACAACCUCCGGUUUUGGAACUGGUGGGACCAGCAUGUUUGGCAGUACGACCACAGAUAAUCACAACCCUAUGAAGGAUAUUGAAGUAACAUCUUCUCCUGAUGACAGCAUCGGGUGUCUAUCAUUCAGCCCACCAACCUUGCCGGGGAACUUUCUUAUUGCAGGAUCAUGGGCCAAUGAUGUUCGCUGCUGGGAAGUCCAGGACAAUGGGCAGACCAUUCCAAAAGCCCAGCAGAUGCACACUGGGCCUGUCCUCGAUGUCUGCUGGAGCGACGAUGGAAGCAAAGUAUUUACAGCAUCGUGUGACAAAACUGCCAAAAUGUGGGACCUCAACAGUAACCAAGCAAUACAGAUUGCACAGCAUGAUGCUCCUGUUAAAACUAUACAUUGGAUCAAGGCUCCAACCUACAGCUGUGUGAUGACCGGGAGCUGGGAUAAGACUUUGAAGUUUUGGGAUACACGGUCAUCAAAUCCUAUGAUGGUCUUGCAGCUCCCUGAAAGGUGUUACUGUGCUGACGUGAUAUACCCAAUGGCCGUAGUGGCAACAGCAGAGAGGGGUCUGAUUGUCUACCAGCUAGAAAAUCACCCUUCCGAAUUCCGGAGGAUAGAGUCUCCGCUGAAGCACCAGCAUCGAUGUGUGGCUAUUUUUAAAGACAAACAGAACAAGCCGACUGGUUUUGCCCUGGGGAGUAUUGAGGGGCGAGUUGCUAUUCACUACAUCAACCCCCCAAAUCCCGCCAAGGAUAACUUCACCUUUAAAUGUCAUCGAUCCAAUGGAACCAACACUUCGGCUCCUCAGGACAUCUAUGCGGUGAACGGGAUCUCCUUCCACCCUGUUCACGGCACCCUCGCGACCGUGGGAUCCGAUGGUAGGUUCAGCUUCUGGGACAAAGAUGCCCGAACAAAGCUCAAAACCUCGGAACAGUUAGACCAGCCAAUAUCGGCAUGCUGCUUCAAUCACAACGGCAACAUAUUUGCCUACGCGUCAAGUUACGACUGGUCCAAGGGACAUGAAUUUUAUAAUCCUCAGAAGAAAAAUUACAUUUUCCUACGUAAUGCAGCUGAAGAGCUAAAGCCCAGGAAUAAGAAGUAGAGGCCUGAGACCUGUGGGUUGUGAGGAGUUAGGACUCCACGAUGCCUCAUCUCUCUGGAUGUUGCCCCAGCCGUUGGUGGCUGCCAGCCGUGGACGGGAGGAAAUGGUGUCCUUGGUCAGCCGUCAGCGGGCCGUCCUUGGCCACUUGCCGCUCCCUUCCACUGCCUGCUGCAGUUCUCCUGUAGCUCUGAGGGGACUGAAAGGACUGCAGAGGUUAGAUUCUGCUGGGCAGCGCGGGGCUUGGGCAGUGCUUCGUUGGCGGUUUCUGUGGGAGUAUUGGAAAACCGUGUGUGAGCCCUGUACUGUAUUUUGUAAUAAAGUAUUUUAAAGACUGC
Molecule: messenger RNA, 1660 nt
Organism: Chinchilla lanigera (long-tailed chinchilla)
Lineage: Eukaryota; Metazoa; Chordata; Mammalia; Rodentia; Chinchillidae
Gene: Rae1
Product: ribonucleic acid export 1
Exons: 12
Coding region: 219-1325 (368 amino acids)
Biological process (GO): RNA export from nucleus; transcription-dependent tethering of RNA polymerase II gene DNA at nuclear periphery
Cellular component (GO): nuclear pore
Molecular function (GO): RNA binding; ubiquitin binding
Source: RefSeq, a predicted model, not a curated record